Parathielavia appendiculata is the source of this 471-nucleotide messenger RNA. RefSeq lists its product as uncharacterized. The record is from RefSeq and is a predicted model, not a curated record. The coding region runs from base 99 to 437 and encodes 112 amino acids. The transcript is spliced from 2 exons. NCBI's taxonomy places the organism in Eukaryota, Fungi, Ascomycota, Sordariomycetes, Sordariales, Chaetomiaceae.
CAACAGUCUCCGCUGAACGUCGAGUGUAACUCGACGGCACAGCGUCCCCUAAGGGCCGAUUCCGGCGGCCUUGAUUCCCGACGCCAGAAACCAACACAAUGUCGACAACAGCUGGCGCCUUCAUAGCAGGCGGCAUCGCUGCCUGCGGCGCCGUGACGGCGACGCACCCCUUCGAGACGGUCGAGAUCCGCAUGCAGUUGCAGGGCGAGCUCCAGGACAAUGGUGGCGUACUCCGUACAGGGAGAGGGGCGACGGAAAGCUGUGCAUGGGUGGUUAAAACUCUUGAAAAGCGAGCGAUGGUGAAGAAACUGGGCUCUGCCCGAGCAAGAGCCUCUUGGGUCUGGAGGGGCUGCGGGGUCGACAAGGGGGUGAGGUUGUCCGAGGAUAGAGAAACGGGUGAGACGGAAGUCUCCAGCUGUGAUGUGGAUGGCCGGUAGGGAAUACAACUACAGGUGUCUAUUGUUGUUGUCA